This is a messenger RNA of Harmonia axyridis, 1092 nucleotides long. Its product is annotated as microtubule-associated protein Jupiter-like. The transcript has 3 exons. The record is from RefSeq and is a predicted model, not a curated record. Lineage: Eukaryota; Metazoa; Arthropoda; Insecta; Coleoptera; Coccinellidae. Bases 148 to 948 code for a protein of 266 amino acids.
GUAGCAACACGACGCGAACGACUCAACCUGUCAAACAAAAGUCAACAUUUUUUAGAACGAAAUCAAAUUUUUCAAGUGUUGCAUAGACAUACUCAGAAAGGCGCGACAUCAUCAGGUGAAGUUCUUCGAGCUAGUUUUUUUAUAGAGAUGGGAGACAGCAACGAUUCCAAGUCAGAAAAUGCGGAAGAAGACGCUGCAACGACAGAGAAGACGGAGAAGACAGAUCGCGAGGCGAAGACGAUUGUCGACGAACAGUCGGCCGACAAAGGCGACUCCGUUAAAGUCGAGGAGGCGACUAAAAAAGAAACCACUACCGAAGACCGCAAGGAGAACGUUGAGGAGAGCAAGACCGAAACUAUUCUGUCGUCACAAUCCCUCAAGUCCUCAAAUCCUUCUAUAUCGAUGCCAAACGACCACCCCGCCACGCCAUCCAUAUCUACCCCCCUGACCGUCAAGGAGAAGUACCUGAACAGGAACCAGAGCGACAUACUGCCCUCCCUGCGCGAGGUACCUCGGGAGGAAGACCCCUCGCUCAUGAUCUUCUCCAGCAAGGGUCUGCCCACCAAGAAGUACUUCCGUCGCAGAGAGAUCAAUUCCACCGUGCUACCCUUCGGGUUCGACGAGAAAGAGACCCCCAGGACGCCCAGGCUGAAGGUGGAGGCGGAGCUGACGCCCAAGAUCUCGCAGACGGUGCCCAACACCCCGAGGAAGCUGGAGGAGGCGACUAAGAAGGCGCCCUUCAACGACAAAAACCCGAACAUACCCAACCCGAGCGUGUCGAGAAACGUGCUCACAGGGCGCGGAGUCAAUUCGAAGGAUGAGUUCAAGAGCAAGUCGGCGAGGCGCAAAGAUGGAAAUCCAGUGUUAGGUGUAGGAUACGACGAACCUGUGGUGGUCAGUAACGUCGGUAGGGUACCACCAGGUGGUUUUUCAAGUGGAUUAUGGUAGGACCAAACGAAUAGAGUACUCACCACAUCGAAAUCGAGAACAUUCGAAGCAUAAGUGAAGUGAUUUUGUUAUUUGUGUGUGUUUUUUGACACGAUGUCCGAUAAAAAAUAUUUGUAAUCUAAAUAAACAUUUCACAUACGGUUA